AUACUCUGUGUAAUUGUGAAGAUUGUGAACAAAGCAGAGCAAGCAGACGAAAGAAGAAUUGCGUGUAACAUACUGAAGUGUUUUGAUACAAUAAUGACAGAAACUCAGGAAGCAAUGUUAUCAGAAAAUAUAACAUUCAAGAAGAAGAAAACAAAACAGCUUAGAAAACGAACCGACUCUUCCGAGGAAAGUAAUCAUAGUGAAGAAGAAGAUAAUGACGUCAGACUAAAAUUGGAGGAAAUGAAAACCCUACAGAAACUCAGGAAGAGGCAGAAUGGAGUUAGCAUUGUCACUUUGGCACUUGGAAAGAAGGUCGUAACAGAGGAUGAAGCACUGGUGACUGAUCCGUUUAAGCUAAAAACUGGAGGGAUGGUGCAUAUGAAGACACUUAAGAGUGGCAAAGUGAAACGAAUAGAUGAUGCAUAUGAUACGGGAAUUGGGACGCAGUUUUCUGCCGAAACCAAUAAGAGGGAUGAAGAUGAAGAAAUGAUGAAGUACAUAGAAGAACAGCUGUCAAAACGGAAGGGCAAAGUAAAGGCAGAAGGCCAAGUGUCUGCAAGUGAAGAUUCCAAGUACUGUUCUCCAGAAGAGGCGGCUCUGCAAGCAGUACCUGACUAUUUGCGUGCUUCUUCCACGCACCGCUCAGAGGAGAUGCUGUCCAAUCAGAUGCUAAGUGGGAUUCCAGAAGUAGAUCUGGGCAUAGAUGCCAAGAUACGUAACAUAGAAGCUACUGAAGAGGCGAAAUUGAAACUAUUGUGGGAGCGUCACAGUAAGAAAGAUGGCCCCUCACAGUUUGUGCCCACCAACAUGGCUGUCAACUUUGUACAGCAUAACAGAUUUAACAUUGAAGACCCAGAACCACCCAGAAAACGAGAAAGACAAAUGGAAGAAAAGACAAAAAUGGUUGUUGUUGGAUCAACACCAGAAGAUAAAGUGAAGAGAUCAACAGGGAAUGGGGAGAAAGCUACAGAUGAUUAUCACUAUGAAAGGUUUAAGAAACAAUUCCGACGGUACUGACUGUUUCAGAAGCCUUGUGUGACAUGUUCAGUACAUAAUCCAUGCCAUUUGUUUUUGUCCUUGUAUAAAUUAAUGUCUAUGUUAAUAAAGGAAGAAACUGUAAGAAA
Molecule: messenger RNA, 1124 nt
Organism: Cryptotermes secundus
Lineage: Eukaryota; Metazoa; Arthropoda; Insecta; Blattodea; Kalotermitidae
Product: telomere length and silencing protein 1 homolog
Exons: 6
Coding region: 94-1017 (307 amino acids)
Biological process (GO): mRNA splicing, via spliceosome
Cellular component (GO): spliceosomal complex
Source: RefSeq, a predicted model, not a curated record